This is a messenger RNA of Cherax quadricarinatus, 1391 nucleotides long. Its product is annotated as ankyrin repeat domain-containing protein 42-like. NCBI's taxonomy places the organism in Eukaryota, Metazoa, Arthropoda, Malacostraca, Decapoda, Parastacidae. Gene Ontology annotation, molecular function: protein binding. The record is from RefSeq and is a predicted model, not a curated record.
CUAAUGAAUGUACUCUUCAUUAAUAAUGUGUUGGAAGCUGAUAUUUGGGUAUUUACAGUACUGGUAAAAAGUUGAAGAAUGAGAUAAUUAUGCAACAUUUGGGAAUCUGUAUUGAGAGUAGCAGUAGAAUAUGAGGAGCAGUUCGAGGUAAUCAAUCUUGAGAUUGAUGGACUGAACACAUCAACUCUAGGCUGAGGGACUGAUUUCCUCAUACCCCUCCUCAUUUUCCACUGUUAUCUCAGUAUUGGACUGAAGAAGCCACCACUUGCUGGCAAAAUGUUUCCUCAGUAGAGAUUCCCAGAUGUUGCACAAGUAUCUCAUUCCUCAACUUGUCAGUUUUCAAAACCAUUUUCAUCACACUGGUACAAAGUUUUCAAAAGUUGACUGCAAUGUAACUGUUAUUUAAUUUUCAGAUAGCAACCAUGCCAGCGCCUCAAUAACAAGGUGGUUAAAGCAGCCUCAAGAACCAGGCACAGUGCCUGAAGACCUGGCAGUGGAUGACCCUGACAGUCUGACAACACUCUGGCCAGAUGACCCUGACUCUGGCCACCCUUUACCAGAGCAGCUCUCCAGGGUGAUGUAAAUACCGUCAAAGAAUAUGUAGCACGGCAUACGUUUGACCCAAAUUCCAAGAAAGCCCAGCAUGCUUUGUUGGUUGCCUGUCGCACUGGAAAUGUGGAGCUGACACAAGUGCUGCUUCAAGCUGGUGUUGAUGUUCACUGCAAGGAUGCUAAGUCUGGCUGGCAGCCAAUACACAUUGCAACAUACCGUGAUCAUGUUGCUGUGGUGGAAGCUCUGGCUAUGCAUGGAGAGUGGCGGAGAGGUGUUGCUCUGGUCAGAUUCCGAGGCAUUACCUGUAAUCUCCUACAUCUGGCAGCAAAUUUGGUUGUCUGGCAGUUCUGCGCUACCUCCUCUCCAUACUGUUCGUCUUGGGCUUCAGAUAGAAGUUCGUGAUGCAGCACACUGGACAGCCCUCCAUCAUGCUUCUUUUGAGGGGCGUCUACAAGCUGUCACACUUCUCCUGCAGGCGGGUGCUGAUGUCAAUACUGCUGAUCCUCACGUAUGAAGUUUUGAAUUUUAUUGCAUGGCAUGCGAUGUAUCCAACCAAAUAGGAAGAUAGUAAUCUCUGUUUUAUUUAUUGUGUAAUAGUAAUUCUAGACCCAGGAAAAGGCUCACUCUUUAUUGCUCUCAUGACAUUACAUUAAUAAAGGAAAUAAUACUCUUCUUGGAGAAUAAUGGAUUAGAAAUUUCUUCACAGGUGUACGUGCAUAUACACAUAUUUUCACAUGUACACACAAAUCAUGAGGUGUAAAUGAUACGUUUCAUGUACAGUAGGGCCCCGCUUAUAUGGCAGGUUAAGUUCCAGGCUACUGCCAUAAAGUGGAACACCC